AAUCGGCAUUACUUCGAUUCGCUUGUCUUCGAGUUCUAAGUCAUUAAUACGUAUCUUAGGCUCCAGGUUCUCACCAUCAUCGGACCUCCUGUCAUGUCCGGACUCCGAGUCGAGCUUCUGUCAGUGAACACCCAGUAACUAGCCGUUAUUGAUUGGGGUGAUUAAAGUCAGCUGAGUACCGACCAUGACCUCACCUUUCUACACUAUCAUUGGGACGCCAUUCAGCACCUUCACCCGAGCUAUCGCUCUCAGAUUGACUCGCAAGGGGAUGCCCUUCACCCAAGUUAGAUGUGUUCCACACUCGAACACAGCAUAUGACAACCAUCCAUUCGGGUUUCUGCCCACCUUGAUCAUCCACGGAAUUGAUGGCAAAACAAUUAACCUGAUGUUGCGCGAGAGUAUAGCUAUCGCGCGCUACAUUGACAAGGUUGCACCAGAACCCAGCUUGCAUAUUUCCCCAGGUCGUGGGAAGGCCAUCAUCGAGGAACAGAUGUGGGAGUUUGUUUCCCUGCUGUCGAGAAAGGGGUCAUUGCUCGGUAAAAUGGAAGAACUAAUGGCAAACGAGGGCUACGUGUUCGGAAGCAAGCUGAGCUUGCCGGACUUCUUUUUGUUCCCGCUGCUUGCAGAUCUGAAAGCAAUCCCGGAGGGCGAAUUACUUUCUCCAAAAAUGCUGAACUGCAUGGAGGAAAGGAAUAAGAUGGAGGCAAGGCCCCCCUAAUCACCCAGCUCGAGCAGUGCAGGAAUUUCCUGUGAAUGGAUCUCGAAUCUGUGUUAAAUGGAGAAGUCAACUUUCGAUCUAAGCAUUCGUGGAACUAUUCAGGCAAUCUUCAGCUGACAUAUCGUAAAUCUUGAGAAUGUUGCAAUCUCCUUCCCAUUACUGCUUCGCGCAUAAGGAGUAAUUUCAUUAUCAACUGUUAAAAUAUCAUAGACGCGCUUCCGCAAUGCAACGCUGCACUGCCAUUACAUUAUCUGUCGCCG
Messenger RNA from Suillus subaureus, 978 nucleotides. RefSeq lists its product as uncharacterized. NCBI's taxonomy places the organism in Eukaryota, Fungi, Basidiomycota, Agaricomycetes, Boletales, Suillaceae. The coding region runs from base 185 to 718 and encodes 177 amino acids. The transcript is spliced from 4 exons. The record is from RefSeq and is a predicted model, not a curated record.